AUGGCUUUGUUUCUGCACUGGCAGAACUUUGUUGUGGCGGUUGGUGCGGAGGGCUGGUUUCACCUGUUUGAUAUCAGCGCUGCUGCAGCCAAAUCAGACUCCUCAAGUCAGCAGGACGGUUCGAUCGGGAACGAGCAGAAGCCCAGUUACACCCAGCACAUCCCCGCCAAUACCAAAAGCAGAACUGGCUUUUGGAAUAACUCCGCUUGUGUAUGUCCUUCCAGAGACGUUGUCCUUCAUCUUACCACCGGACGCAUCCAUAACAAGAAUGUGUCCACUCAUUUGAUAGGCAGCAUUUGCAGAGGUUCUAAGGAUGAUUCGUCUAAAGGUGGCUUGUUUGCUCUUUGCACACUAGACGGAACGCUGAAGCUCAUGGACAGCUCUGAGAAGCUCUUGUGGUCUGUGCAAGUGGACCACCAGCUUUUUGCCCUCCAGAAGCUGGAUGUCACUUGUGAUGGGAGAGAGGAAGUGGUGGCCUGUGCCUGGGACGGCCAAACUUACAUAAUCGAUCAUGCACGUAUGGUGGUCCGCUUCCAGUUUGAUGAAAAUGUGAACGCAUUCUGUGCCGGCCAGUAUGCUUGUAAAGAUGGAAGGAACAGCCCUUGCCUGGUCUACGUGAGCUUUAACCAUAAGAUCUAUGUGUACUGGAGAGUGGAGCUGGAGAGGAUGGAGCCCACCAACCUGCUGAGUGUGCUGGAAGAGAGACCCGAGUAUCCAGACCUGCUUCACAGACUGGGAGUGGAUAUCAGUGACACAGUAGCGGUUCGGAAACUCAUUGGAGACGUGCUCUAUGGGAACAUAGCGAAAGACGACAGAAUGAAUCACGACUCAUGAACACGACUCUUAAUUUCUGUAAAUAGACUUUUAAUAAAAUUAC
This is a messenger RNA of Sinocyclocheilus anshuiensis, 877 nucleotides long. RefSeq names its product integrin-alpha FG-GAP repeat-containing protein 2-like. NCBI's taxonomy places the organism in Eukaryota, Metazoa, Chordata, Actinopteri, Cypriniformes, Cyprinidae. Bases 1 to 834 code for a protein of 277 amino acids. The record is from RefSeq and is a predicted model, not a curated record. The transcript is spliced from 7 exons. Gene Ontology annotation, biological process: regulation of TOR signaling. Gene Ontology annotation, cellular component: KICSTOR complex. Gene Ontology annotation, molecular function: protein binding.